Molecule: messenger RNA, 7171 nt
Organism: Apis cerana (Asiatic honeybee)
Lineage: Eukaryota; Metazoa; Arthropoda; Insecta; Hymenoptera; Apidae
Product: chitobiosyldiphosphodolichol beta-mannosyltransferase
Cellular component (GO): endoplasmic reticulum
Molecular function (GO): omega peptidase activity; mannosyltransferase activity
Source: RefSeq, a predicted model, not a curated record
AAAAUAAAAACAUGUUGAUGUUUGAUAUAUAGUGAUUGUCAAUAUGCAUGAAUGUAAAAAUGUGUAAUUUUAAUCUAAAUUUAAUAGUUUAAAUUUAAAAGUUUAAUAUUAUAUAUUGUAUGUUUGUUCUGAAAGAAAUUAUUAUUUGAUUUUUUAAUUUCAUCAAAUAUUGAAAUACUUUAUUCGUUUUUAAUAAUUUUUAAUAAUUAAAUUGAUUUUUAUACUUUAAAAAAAAUUGUAAUUUAGAUUUAAUUGAAUUUAUAUUGAACUUUAAUAAUAUUUAUAUUUUUAUUUAUAUUUAUAUAAUAUUUUUUGAAAACAUAUAUACGAUUAGAUAAAUUAAGAUUUUCAAUUAAAUUUUUAUAUAUGAUGUUUUCUUAUUUUGUUAUAAUAAAUUUUAAUAAAUCAAUUUUUUAAUAAUAUUUUGAUUGAUAAUUCAUAUUAUUUUUAAUUACGAUUUCUUUAAAGUGAAUAUUUUAUCAUGAAUUUUUAUUAAUUAAACACAUUAAACAUAUAAUUUGCAUAAUAAUAUUAUUAUAAUAUUAUUUGUAUAUAAUAUAAUAAAACAUUAUUACGCUUUCUAUAAAAAUUUUUAUCAUAGUUGUUUAACUUGAAUCAAAUAAUAUAAGCGAAUACAUAAAAAUACCGAUAUUAGUAGCCAAUAAUCAAUGGCACUUGUCAUUUUGAUUUGAUUUCUAUACUUUCACUUUUAACUUCUAUUAAUAACUCAUUGAAUAAUAUAUCCCUUUAAAAUGUGGAAUAUUUAUUUAUUUUGUGCUAUUUUUCUAAUUUUGUUUAUAAUUAGAAAAUUAUAUUUAAAUAUAUAUAGGAUACAUAAAAAUGUUUGUAUCAUUGUUCUUGGAGAUUUGGGCAGGAGCCCCAGAAUGCAAUACCAUGCAUUAUCAUUUGCAAAAGAAGGUUUUACAGUAGAUAUUAUAGGUUAUCCUGGUUCAAUACCUUUAAGAGAAAUAAGAGAAAAUCCUUGUAUACAUAUUUAUUAUCUUUAUCCCUUUCCAAAAAUAGAAAAUAAAUUAUCUCCUUUAUGUUAUUAUGUGAUAAAAACAAUAUGGCAAACAUUUAAUCUUUUAUGGUUUUUAUUUAGUAAAAAAUUAUCAAAUUAUAUAUUGGUACAAAAUCCACCUUCAAUACCAACAAUUCCUAUUUGUUGGUUUUAUUCUAUCAUUGUUGGUUCACAAUUUAUUAUUGAUUGGCAUAAUUAUGCAUAUACUCUUAUGGCAUUAAAUUUAAAAGAUGACCAUUUACUUGUAAGAUUUGCAAAAGCAAUUGAAAUGUAUUUUGGUUCUAAAGCAAAUUAUAAUUUCUGUGUAUCUCAAACAAUGAAAGAAGAUUUACAAUUAAAGUGGAAAAUUAUUGCAGAGGUAUUAUAUGAUCGUCCAAGUAAUGAAUUUCAACCUAUAUCAUUAAAAGAAAAACAUGAAUUUUUAUUAAAAUUAAGUAAAAAAUAUGAUACAUUCAAAGGACUAAAAGAAAACUCAACUAUAUUUACAGAAUGUAUUAAAAAUGAAAUAAAACUAUCUUGUAAAAGACCAGGUUUUAUAAUAUCAAGUACAAGUUGGACAGAAGAUGAAGAUUUUUCAAUAUUAUUAAAUGCGUUACAAGAAUAUGAAAAUGCAAUUGUACAAAAUUUGUAUAAUUUGCCUAAUUUAAUUUGUAUAAUAACUGGUAAAGGUCCUUUAAAAAAUUUUUAUACAGCUAUUAUAAAAUUAAAGAAUUGGAAACAUAUUACAAUAAUAACACCUUGGCUUGAAAAUGAAGAUUAUCCAAAAAUGUUAGCUAGUGCAGAUUUAGGUAUUUGUCUUCAUAUAUCAUCUAGUGGAUUAGACUUACCAAUGAAAGUUAUUGAUAUGUUUGGUUGUGAAUUACCAGUUUGUGCAUAUAAUUUUAAAUGUUUAUCAGAACUUGUUAGACACAAUGAAAAUAGUAUGAUUUUUGUAAAUGAGAAAGAAUUAGCAAUACAAUUAAUAUCAUGGUUUGAAGACUUUCCUAAUAAUAAUACUCAAUACAAAUUAGAUAAGAAAUUUCGAGAAGAAUUGCACAAAUUUCAAAAAAACCGAUGGCACGGAAUUUCUAUUCUUUCAAUUGAAGAUAAUACAUUUUUGAAUAAUCGACCAAUAAUUGGUAUUUUAUCGCAAGAAAUAAGCUACAGUUUGAAUAAAAAAUAUCCAGGAGAAUAUGAUAGUUAUAUUGCUGCAUCAUAUGUAAAAUUUAUUGAAGGAGCUGGUGCGAGAGUUGUUCCAAUUUGGAUCGGAAAGAAUAAAUCGUACUACGAAGAACUUUUAAGUAAAAUAAAUGGAGUUCUAUGGCCUGGUGGAUCAACGUAUUUUAAUCAAAGUAAUGGAUAUGCAGAUGCAGGCUAUAUGAUUUAUAACAUUGCGGAAAAGAUGAAUAAAAAUGGUGAUUAUUUUCCACUUUUUGGGAUAUGUUUGGGAUUUGAAUUGUUAACAUAUGUUGCUGCUAAUCGCGUUGAACACAGAACACAUUGUAAUAGUAUGAAUCAACCACUUCCAUUAGAAUUCACAAAAGAUUUUCGGAAUAGUAGAAUGUUUCGCAAUACUUCAUCUAAUGUUAUAGAUAUAUUAAAAACUAAAAACGUGACAGGAAAUUAUCAUCGAUAUUGUGUUACGACAAAAAAUUUGAACGAUGUUGGUAUAGAAGACAAAUUUAGGAUAUUGUCUUUAAAUAAUGAUUCGACUAAAAUUCGAUUUAUUUCUUCAUUAGAACACGUUACUUUACCUUUUUACGCUUUGCAAUUUCAUCCUGAGAAAAAUUUAUAUGAAUGGAUUAAAAAGAAAAAUAUUCCGCAUGGGAAAGAUUCCACUAUAAUUGCACAAUAUUUUGCUAAUUUCUUUGUUAACGAAGCACGUAAAAAUAAUCAUAAAUUUGAUGAUGAAAAUGAAGAAUCUCGGAGUUUAAUUUAUAAUUAUCCAAUAACUUAUACUGGAUUGAAAAAGUCUACAUUUCUUCAAUGUUAUUUAUUCAAGAAAACCGAUACAAUAUAAUUUAUCGAUAUUUUGUUAUUUAAUAUUAUCUAAUUUAAAUUUAAUUUUAUAAUUGUAAUUUAAAAUUGAGAUUUUCUUUCCAUUUUUUUAACUAUAUAUAGUAGAAAAAUAAUUAUGAUGAUAUAUUUUUUAAAUAAAAAUGAACUCAUAUAUAUAAAAAAUAUAGUUCGGUUAUUUUUAUAAAUAAUAUUCAAUAUAUACAUAUUUACAUAUUGUCUACAACGUUAAUAAUUUUAUUUAUUAUUACGAAUUGUUAUUAAUAUUUUGUGUGACGUAAUUUUUAUUUUUGUUUUCUUAAUCUUUAUCUAAUUUGAACUGAGUCUAUUAUAACUAUAUUUUUCUAUAACUGAAAUAUAUAAUAUAAUAAAGUAAAAUUUUUUAAAAUAUUUUAUUUAAUUUAAAUACUUUACUUUGUUAUUUUAAUUUGCAUUAUUAAAAGUUUUCAAUCAAAACAUUCAUAAAUUUUUGAAGAAAAAUCAAAGAAUAAUCUGAACUAAUUUUAAAUAGUUUUUUUUGUUUUAAGUUUUUACUACCUUAUUUAUAUAUUGAAUUGCUCAUAUUUUCUAUUAUUUAAUAUAUGUUUAACUGUGAAAUGCAAUGUAUCUUUUCAGUUUUCGAAUUCUAAUAAUAAGCGAAAUAUUUAAAUUAAAAUAAAUUAAUUAAUGUAAAUUAUAUGAUUCUGUUUAAAAAAAUGAAAUUGAUUUUAAAAUCUUUCUGCAAAAAAGAAUUUAUGAUGUCUCUUUUUGAAUUGAACAAUUACUAAAAUUUUUAAUUUUUUGUUGAGAAUUUCAACUUCUCUCUAUUUCAACAAGAUAUUUUGCUGUUUCACUUAGUUGUAACAUUUAUAUAAUAUUAAUUAUUAUUUUAUUGUAUAUUUUAUGUGUGUCAAAAGGAAUGUUAUAUCUUUUAGAAUUACUAUAAAAUAUUGAUCGAUUGAUUUUGAAUUUAUAAAUCCUCGUUAUCACAACAUUAUCGAUUUAUGCUAAAAAUUUUAUUUAAAAUAGAAUUAAAGCAUGGGAAAUUAUUACAUAUAAGACAGAACACGUAAUAUUCACAUUUAACAUAACACCAGUGUAUAUUGUGUCACAACUGGGAUACAUAAUAUUACAAUGGUGCAUAAUAAAAUUCUAUACAUAUUUCAUUCUAUCUAAAGUAAAUCAUAUUUUGAAUUUUUUCCUUCACCAUCAUACUUCACUUUGAAUCAAAGCGUUUCCAUUCAAAUGAUUUUUAUCUCUAUCAGGAAAUAUAAGAUCAUUUAGAUAGAAAUUUUAUUAAAAAUUAUACACAAAAAUAACAAAUCGUGAUUGUUAGUGAAAAAAUAAAAUAACAUCUAUUUCACUAAUAUAUUUUAUAAAGUCGCUUUGAUUCAAAGGGAACGAUUGGAUCUGAUAUUUGCUUGCUAUUUUUAGAACAAGCACGAAACUAAAUCUCUUAAAAGCAUGAACCAACUGUUAAUUUUAUUCUUGUAACGUAUAAUUUUAUCAAUAUAAUAAUAAUAAUAAUAAUAAUAAUAAUAAUAAUAAUAAUAAUAAUAAUAAUAAUAUUAUCAAUAAUAAUAAGAUAAUAAUAAUUAUUCAUAUAAACAUUAUUUCUAUUUAUUCCUUGUAAGAUUUUUUAGCAAAUUACAAGGAACGAUGCCACAAAUAAAUUGUAGAGGAAUUCUUUACAUGUAUUGUUGGAAAAAUUACUUGUAUCAAGUGUUUUCGGUACGGCAUCAUAAUUUUCAUCUCUUUUUCAUAUUCAUGUCGUGUACAACAUAUAUAUACAUAAUGUAUAUACGCAUGAGCAAUAUAUAUUAUACAUAUAUAUAUUUGUUUCUCCUCUCUAGAUGUAUCUUUGCACAACGCAUAUUUUAUACGUUUCCUUUCUAUUACCAUUUCUCAUUUUCUUUAUAUAUCUCUUUUUCUUUUUCUACGAAUAUAAUAUGAAAAUUUUAUGCUCCAUAUGUGACAUAUAUUUUGUGUGUCACUGAUAAAGUGACCCUGUAAUAUUCAUUAAUUUUUCCCUCAUUAUUUUUUUCUUUCUUGUUUUUUUUUUUAAAUAGUACGUAAUAUCUAAUUGUUUGGAUAUACUUAGAUAUAUUUAUCGUAAUAUAUUAAUCUAGAUUUCUACGGAGUGAUGAACGAUAUCGUACAUUUAACUCCAUGUGACGCAUGCACGCGCGUUAAUAAAUUUAUCAUCUUUUUCAUGUCUAUAUUUCAGUAGUUGUUAUCAUUAUAAUAUUAUACAUAAGUAGAAUAAGCUUGAUAAUGCAACAAUCGUUAAUAUGCAAUUGUAAGAUUUUUUUUUAACUUUUUUUUGUUUUACAUUUUAAAAAUUUGGUGUCAAAUGAUCUUUCAAAUAUAUACGAUAUAUUCAGGUAACUUAAAGCAUUAAACAACAUUGUCGCAAAACCAAGCUUACAAUAUUUUUAUUUUUUACCCUUAAUAUGUAAAUAUGAAAUACAUGGCCUUACAAGAUCGCUAGAGACAAUAAUAUUUUUCUUUUUCAAAAGUGAAACGUAAAUCUCGUUAAACAUUUAAAAUUAAUUUAAAAAAUCAAAAUGAUCAAAAUUUGUCCCUAUAUUUAUAUAUAAAAAAGUAUUGAAUUGCUAUCAUCUGAUUCUUUAUUUAUUUUUUUCGUUUAUUUCUUUUAUUACUUAAGAUCUGAUGUAUUAAAACUUGGUAUUUGCUGCGGAUAAACGCUUUAGUGAAAUUCGCAAAAAUAUAUUGCACUCGAUUACGAUAAUUAUAAUUAAACAAGAAGAGUUAAAAAAAAAAAAAAGAGAAAACAAUUGACUAUACUUAAAACGGACAAUUGACACGAUAUUUUAAUUCGAUAUCUGGAUCCGUUUUAAUAAAAGAAUCCAUAUUAAUCAAUCGUUUUUUUAAAGUAUUUUUAAAGUUCUUUUAAAUAUAAUUUUUUUUAUUAAAGAAAACUACACGCCAAAUAAGUAAACACAGAUAUUUAAAUAAAUCGAAUAUCAAUUAUUAUAAUAUAUUGUUAUCUUUUUCACGUUUACGUAGAAUUCUUUUUACAGAAAUAAUAAAAUGAUAUAUUUAUUAUUAUGAUAUUAGAUUUUGUAUAGAAAUGUUUCUCUAUUUCUAGAGAUAAAUAUAUAGAAAAAGCAAACUUAUAAUGCUUUUUGUUUAAAAUAGAAAAAAAAAAAUCUUUUUCAGAAUUGUAAUCUUAAAGAUAUCUAUAAUUAGAAAUAAGAAAUACCACUCCAUAUUUAACGAAAUUAGCCAAUUUUUGCUUUAUGGAAGUAAUAGUACAAAAUGUAUUUUAAUGCAAAAUGAUUAAUGAUACUGAAUAAAGUGGCAGAUGUAAAUAUAAUUUUAGAAUCAUUUCCAAUAACGAUUUUUUAUAUAAAUAAAAAAAUUUUUUAUAAAAUAUACGAGAUAUUUAAUUUAACAGAAAGUAUAGAAAACUGCACAUAAUUUGAAUCACAAAUACACUUUGUACUCCAAGCAAACUACCCGAUAAAUCUUUUAAAUUACGAUUAUACAAUCUCUCAGAGGUAUAUCGUAUAUUACAUUAUCACGCUGAAUUUUAUUUUUUUUUUAACUAGUAAAUACAUUAAUUUCGUUACUUUUUCCUUUUUGUUUCUCUCUUCUUUACACGAAAUUAUUGUAUAAAACUAAUACAGCGUUAUAUCUUACCGCAGUUAGUUUUAAUUAUAUUCGAAUUAAUAGCAAAGUUACGUGUGCCCAUUAUCGAAUCGCAAAGACCCGAGCAUCGAUUCCAACGCAACGACAUUCAACGCGCGGAAUUCGAUAACACAUAAUGAAUAUUCUUUCUCUUCAUAAAAGAUCUAUUAUAUUUAUUAUACAAAAGAAAGGAGGAAAAAAAACAAAAACAAAAAAAAUUCAAACUUUGGAUAAUACACUGCUAUUGUUCGUAGCAGCACGAUUAAUUCUUCAAAACUGAUGAAGUUCAUAUAAAUCUUUCUCUCGUUUUUUCUGUAUUUAGCAACAGACGAGUAUUGCGAUAAAAACGUUUGAAACGUGAACAAUGGGACGCUGUAGUCACGAUUCAUAACGAUCUUUCUAUCGCAUAACAACACUUUAUCAAUCAACUCACUUUCGUGCCCGUAGAAACUGCAAGUUUCAAUAGUCUUUUUCUUCUUCUGUUUUGGAGAAAAACAGUUGAACAAGAAAAAGAAAAAGAAA